UUUUGUGCAUAUAUUAUGUGUUGAGUAUUUGCCAUUGAUUCAUUCAGUUUCCAUCACUUACUCUAUUAAUCACGGGUUACGGGUCGGUACACGGUCAUCAUAUGACCUGUCAGUGAGGCAUAUGACAGAGCAGCGACUGUAAAAAUAACAAAAUGAACUAAUUGCAAAAUGGUAUUAGAAACUGAAACUGAUCAGAUUUGGUAAUUAUAGAGCCAAUUUACCUUUUUUUGUUGUGAAUUCCAACAUUCUCCCACACUCGACUGAUGACACUUUUAUUUCGUCGCUUCCUUUAACGCUUUAUUCUGUCAUAAACUUCACGUCCCAUGGUGCAACACGGCGUAGGCGAGUGGCUUCUCUUUUUGUUGCAAUGGAGCUCUUGUGCCUCGAUAAAAUGAAGGAACAAAAUAAAAUACAAAACGAAUUCGUAUCUGCUUUAAAAACAAUGCUACUGGUCAAUUUUGAGAACGAGUGGAGUAUUUUUAAUCAGGCGGGGUCCUCGUGUUUCGGGGUCAGUUGAACAGUAGUAAAGUUUGUGGGAAACCAGCGCAGCCUCUCCCCGCGGACAACCGCAGUAGUUUGCUGCUGUGGAGUUUAGUCAUUGGCUGACUCUUUUAAGAUGGUGUCAAGCAUGGAGACAGCCCGGGUCAUCUGGUGUGUCCUGGUCGCGAUUAUAGCUUUUAUCCCGGCGAAGGUUUUGGUGUUGGCCGCCUUCUCCCAGUCGCUGGACAGCGACUUCACGUUCUCGCUUCCCGCUGGACGAAAGGAGUGUUUCUACCAAACUAUGAAGCAGGAUGCCUCCCUGGAGAUUGAAUAUCAGGUACUAGAUGGAGCUGGUCUUGAUGUGGAUUUCUUCAUCUACUCUCCCUCUGGCCAAAUCCUCUUCAGUGACUAUCGCAAGUCCGAUGGAGUGCACACUGUUGAAACUGAGAACGGCGACUACAUGUUCUGCUUCGACAACACCUUCAGUAAGAUGUCGGAAAAACUUGUCUUCUUUGAGUUGAUUCUGGACAACAUGGAUGCUGAUGAAGAUCCUGAAGACUGGAAGGAGUAUGUCCAUGGGACAGAUGUGUUGGACAUGAAGCUGGAGGAUAUUAUGGACACCAUCAACAGUGUCAAGGCUCGACUAGGGAAAAGUCUACAGAUCCAGUCUGUGCUGCGAGCCUUCGAGGCUCGCGACAGGAACCUGCAGGAGAGUAAUUAUGACACUGUUAAUUUUUGGUCUGUGAUCAACCUCAUAGUCAUGAUGUUGGUGUCGGCCGUUCAGGUUUACUUGGUUCGAUCGCUUUUUGAGGAUAAAAGGAAAAUCCGCACAUAAUUUACAGGUCACGCUAACACAGAAAAACAAUGAUGGCUCUGGAAUAUUUUCAGAAGCUCUAAUGGCUCAAUUGACAACAAACACGUGGACUGUUGCUGCUUUUCAAGUCACUGGAUUUUUGGGGGACACCUACAUCACACAAGAAUUUGGGACAUUAUUUCUUAUUUUUUACUUUUUGCCAUGUAAAUAGUGUUUCCUCAAACUUGUGGCUGCUGGAAGAUCCGACUUGUGUCGUAGAAACAAACAAUAAUGUUGCUCUGUUGUGUUGACUUUUCUAACUAUGACAAGAAUUCUAUGAAGAAUUUGGGUGGUGGUGUAUUUAAUAUUCCACCGUUCAUGCAGUUUUGUUUGUCUCCCAACCAUAUACAUUAUUCCCAUCCAUUCUUAAAUCACUCACUUUGCAGUGUAUCCCAUCAAUGACCAAGAGUUUCUGGUCCUAAAUCUCUGUCUGGUCGCCAGAAUAUGCUGGGGGUCUGUUGUGAAGUUCUCUGGCUAUUGCCUCUGGUCCAUUUAUAGUUCCUUAGUGUGUGUGCAGUCUGCCUCUGGGCCUGGUGACACAAGGUCUAUUUCUAAUUUGCUGACAAAGCAAAGGUCAUUGCAGCUAGAAAACUGCCAUGUGUCUAAUUUUUGCCAUCACAUUAUGUAACAUUCUCACAGCUGGUGACUGCACUACCACUGAUGUCAUGGGCAUAGAGUCUCUGUUAAGGUCUGUUACUGGUGACAAGUGCUCUACAUUUGUUACUUCAUGUGAGAUGAUAAUGUUGCUGAAAGGAAUUGCCUCUAGGAAAAGUCUAGAGUAAAUGCCACAGUGAAACAAAGCUGUUGAUGCAUCUUUAAAUGUGACUUUGCUGCCAGGACUGUACAGUAUGUGGGAUCGCGAUUAACUUUGACUAACACAUUGCUUCAGAGAGAGGCUACAGUUGAAAUGUUGUAGACUUCUUCCACAGAACUGAAUUCUGAGCAAUUUCUUAGCAAUUUGUUACAUUAUGUUUUAGAAAAGAGAAAAGAAAAGAGAUCAUAUUUUUAAAGUAUUUCUGUUACUGUCACUGGUCAUAUUUGAUUCCACAACACCAUGUUGUCCACGGACUACGACAUUCAAUAUUUAUUGAUGUGAUGUACUGUUAUUGUAAAUAAAUGAUGAUUCCGA
Messenger RNA from Synchiropus splendidus (mandarinfish), 2462 nucleotides. It is a transcript of the gene tmed5, whose product is annotated as transmembrane p24 trafficking protein 5. The record is from RefSeq and is a predicted model, not a curated record. NCBI's taxonomy places the organism in Eukaryota, Metazoa, Chordata, Actinopteri, Syngnathiformes, Callionymidae. Gene Ontology annotation, biological process: intracellular protein transport; Golgi organization; endoplasmic reticulum to Golgi vesicle-mediated transport. Gene Ontology annotation, cellular component: endoplasmic reticulum; Golgi apparatus; endoplasmic reticulum-Golgi intermediate compartment. The transcript has 4 exons. The coding region runs from base 617 to 1315 and encodes 232 amino acids.